AUGGCUCUUUUUACACCACCGCCAAUUCCUAGCUCUUCGUCUUCUUCGUCCUCUUCCUCUGGCCGAUCGGCCUCAGGGUCCUCUUCGGAUUCUGCUUCUCAACAGCAACCACCUGCAGACCCCGCCACACGCUAUCCAAAUCCAUCUUUUGGUCUCAACAUUUGGGGACCUCUAGUCCCAGCAUCGGACUGCCGCGAGUGUCUUUAUACCCUUUCAUUUUUACAAAUUGCUGGAGGUCUAUUCCUUUGGUGGGUCCCAGCAAAAGGUGCUUUUACUCCCCAAUACCAAUAUCGACAACAACCUUAUACACCCCCCACCCCUACAACAUCUCCAACGGGCCAAGCUGUCCCCCCAUCAUUCACACAAUACGCCCCUUAUGAUGGCCGUAAAGGACCAACUGGUUCCGCAUUUUCUUCUUCAUCUUCUGCAUUUUCCUACGGCCAACGCCCAUUAUCAGGUGCCGCCCUUUGGCGUAACCGUUUCAUCCGCGCUUCCAGCAUCUUCUCCGGCGCAUACCUCAUGUUUUUUGCAGGCCUCGAGCUGGUACGUCUUCAAUUACCAUAUGACCCUUGGGCUGAUGAUGCUGCUCAAGCUCGCAGGCGUGCUAAUGAUAAAAUUGUUGCUGCCGGUGGCCAAAAUGUCUCGUCCUGGUUUGGUCCCAGAGGUUACCGUGCUGUUGAAUACCGCGAAUGGAAACGAAGAGUUGAUGAGAAUCUGGAAAGCCGUGGAUUGCGAUUUUACAAUAAACCUUUGGGUACUACAGCUACCUCUCAACAGCAACAGCAACAGCAACAGCAACAACAACAGGAUGAAAUUCCUCUGGAAAUUGAGCAAAGCGGCUUUAAAAAAAUUACAGUGCGUGAGGGUAUUCGAAUGAAAAAUAGACAGCGUGCCCAAGAACUUCUCGAUGUGAUUGAAGAAUUUGAAAAUCUCCAGCGUGAACGUGGAGAGAAUAAUGACAAUGAUGAUUUUUACGAUGAGUUUACUAGCGAAGCUGGUCUUGCAUCCCCGGCACCAGAAAAAAAGAACCCAUCCAAACCAAAAAUACCAUCCGUCACCAAUGGCCCAAUACAUUUCAAUGAUCAAACCCAAUUGAGUAUGGAAGAAGAGGCGGAGUUGGAGGAACAACUUCAAGCACUGGCUCCACGUGAUCCAGACGAUUGUGACGAAACAGCCGUCAUGAAUUCGUGGCAAAACUUUGGCAUCCAGAAUAUGGUUUACUAUCGAGCCAUCAUCCAUCACGCAGAGCCAUGGGCCCGCCAAUUUUCUUACGACCAAGCAAUUAAUGAUGAAGAAGAAGAAGAAAAAGAAGAAAAAGAAGAAAAAGAAGAGAAAGAUGAUGAUUCUGGAAAGGAUAACAAUAAAGAUGACGACAAAAAUAGUACUAGCAAGCAUGACAUCAUAAUCAUUGGGAGUGAUGAAGCCUCGGAUUCUAAAGGUAUCGAAGAAAAGCUUCUCACUGAAAUUGUCAACAAGGAAAUUGAACAACAACGCAAGGACCAUCCCGAUGGUGUUGUUGAUUAUCCCAAAUUCGUAGAGAUUCUUAAAAACACCCUAGAGCGUUACAAUUAUACGGUUUCUAAUCAGGAUAAAGAUGAAUCUAUUACCACUAAGGACAAUGGUGAUGGUGAUAGUGAUGAUGAUGGAUAUGACUACUUUGUUCCUGAAAAAAAAAACAACAAUGAUGACGAAAAAGAUCUCGAUGAUGAUCUUAAAAUUAAGUUUGAUAAUGAUAAUAAGCCUCCUAAAAGUUGA
Messenger RNA from Magnusiomyces paraingens, 1755 nucleotides. RefSeq lists its product as uncharacterized. NCBI's taxonomy places the organism in Eukaryota, Fungi, Ascomycota, Dipodascomycetes, Dipodascales, Dipodascaceae. The transcript has a single exon. The coding region runs from base 1 to 1755 and encodes 584 amino acids. The record is from RefSeq and is a predicted model, not a curated record. Gene Ontology annotation, cellular component: mitochondrial inner membrane.